Melopsittacus undulatus (budgerigar) is the source of this 4051-nucleotide messenger RNA. RefSeq names its product discoidin domain receptor tyrosine kinase 2 (gene DDR2). Bases 161 to 2725 code for a protein of 854 amino acids. The record is from RefSeq and is a predicted model, not a curated record. NCBI's taxonomy places the organism in Eukaryota, Metazoa, Chordata, Aves, Psittaciformes, Psittaculidae. Gene Ontology annotation, biological process: positive regulation of neuron projection development; protein phosphorylation; multicellular organism development. Gene Ontology annotation, molecular function: ATP binding; protein tyrosine kinase collagen receptor activity; collagen binding. Gene Ontology annotation, cellular component: plasma membrane; signaling receptor complex. The transcript is spliced from 17 exons.
UAGGAUUGUGGGAUUUCUGGCCGGCUCCCAGGAAUCCGCAGAAUGCAAGCGCGCUCCCAGAGGCAUCUUGCAUCAGCCCGGGGAAGUUUGCUCCUCGCCUGGCUCCCCCUGCCAGGGUGAGGGGCGAGGAGCCCGCCCGCCACCGCUCCGGACUGCCGACAUGCCAGCCUGCCCCAGACCAGCCCUGCUGCUGCUGUGUGUCCUGCAGGCUGCGAGAGCCCAGGUCAACCCAGCUGUCUGCCGAUAUCCCUUGGGAAUGUCAAGUGGGCACAUCCCCGAUGAAGACAUCUCAGCAUCCAGCCAGUGGUCUGAGUCCACAGCUGCCAAGUAUGGACGGCUGGACUCAGAGGAUGGCGAUGGAGCCUGGUGUCCCGAGGUCCCGGUGGAGCCCGAUGACCUGAAGGAGUUCCUGCAGAUUGACCUGCAUGCCCUGCACUUCAUCACACUGGUGGGCACCCAGGGACGCCACGCUGGGGGCCAUGGCAAUGAGUUUGCUCCCAUGUAUAAAAUCAACUACAGCAGGGAUGGCACUCGCUGGAUCUCCUGGAGGAACCGGCAUGGGAAGCAGGUGCUGGAUGGAAACUCCAACCCCUAUGACAUCGUUCUCAAGGACUUGGAGCCACCCCUUAUCGCCCGUUUCAUCCGCUUCAUCCCCGUCACUGACCACUCCAUGAAUGUCUGCCUGCGUGUGGAGGUGUACGGCUGCGUCUGGCUGGAUGGGUUGGUGUCCUACAAUGCACCGGCUGGGCAGCAGCUCAUCCUUCCUGGGGGCACUGUCAUCUACCUGAACGACUCGGUGUAUGAUGGGGCAUUUGGGUACAGCAUGACGGAGGGCCUGGGCCAGCUGACAGACGGGGUGUCGGGGCUGGAUGACUUCACGCAGACCCAUGAGUAUCACGUCUGGCCGGGCUACGACUAUGUUGGUUGGCGCAAUGAAAGCAUGGCUGGUGGCUACGUGGAGAUCACCUUUGAGUUCGACCGCAUCAGGAACUUCACCACCAUGAAGGUCCACUGCAACAACAUGUUUGCCAAAGGGGUGAAGAUCUUCAAGGAGGUGCAGUGUUACUUCCGUGCUGAUGCCAGUGAGUGGGAGCCCAGUGCCGUCUCCUCAGUGCUGGUGCUGGAUGACGUGAACCCCAGCGCCCGCUUUGUCACCGUGCCUCUGCUCCACCGCAUGGCCAGUGCCAUCAAGUGCCAGUACUAUUUUGCUGACGCCUGGAUGAUGUUCAGCGAGAUCACCUUCCAGUCGGAUGCAGCCAUGUACAACAACUCAUUGGUCCCCCCUGAGAUGCCCAUGGUUCCCACCACUUAUGACCCCAUGCUCAAGGUGGACGACAGCAACACGCGCAUCCUGAUUGGGUGCCUGGUGGCGAUCAUCUUCAUCCUGGUGGCCAUCAUUGUCAUCAUACUGUGGAGGCAGUUCUGGCAGAAGAUGCUGGAGAAGGCAUCACGAAGGAUGCUGGAUGAUGAAAUGACGGUCAGCCUCUCCCUGCCCAGCGAAUCCAGCAUGUUCAACCACAACCGUUCCUCCUCCUCCAGCGAGCAGGAGUCCAGCUCCACCUAUGACCGUAUAUUCCCCCUGGGACCCGACUACCAGGAGCCCUCCCGCCUGAUCCGCAAGCUGCCUGAGUUCACAACGGGGGAGGAGGACACAGGCUGCAGUGGCCCUGUGAAACCAUCUCAAGCCAGUGUCACAGAGGGUGUCCCCCACUACGCCGAGGCCGACAUCGUGAACCUACAGGGUGUGACAGGUGGCAACACCUACUCGGUGCCAGCCCUCACCAUGGACCUGCUCUCUGGUAAGGAUGUGGCUGUUGAGGAGUUCCCCAGGAAGCUGCUGACCUUCAAGGAGAAGCUGGGGGAAGGCCAGUUUGGGGAGGUGCACCUCUGUGAAGUGGAAGGGAUGGACAAGUUCACGGGCAAGGACUUCGCCCUGGAGGGCUUGGAUGUGAGCUCCAACUGCCCUGUGCUAGUGGCUGUGAAGAUGCUGCGAGCAGAUGCAAACAAGAAUGCCAGGAAUGAUUUUCUGAAGGAAAUCAAGAUCAUGUCACGGCUGAAGGACCCCAACAUCAUCCGGCUGCUGGCAGUGUGCAUCACGGACGACCCUCUCUGCAUGAUCACUGAGUACAUGGAGAAUGGAGACCUCAACCAGUUCCUGUCCCGACAGCAAUCAGGCAGCCCCCUCACCAGCCAAGUGCCAACUGUCAGUGACCUGCGGUUCAUGGCCACCCAGAUCGCCUCAGGCAUGAAAUACCUCUCCUCCCUGAACUUCGUGCACCGAGACUUGGCCACUCGCAACUGCCUGGUGGGGAAGCGGUACACCAUCAAGAUAGCUGACUUCGGCAUGAGCAGGAACCUCUACAGUGGCGACUACUACCGCAUCCAGGGGAGGGCAGUGCUCCCUAUCCGGUGGAUGUCCUGGGAGAGCAUCCUGCUGGGCAAGUUCACAACAGCUAGUGAUGUGUGGGCAUUCGGUGUGACACUGUGGGAGACCUUCACACUCUGCCGUGAGCAGCCCUACUCCCAGUUCUCCGAUGAGCAGGUCAUUGAGAACACCGGCGAAUUCUUCCGGGACCAGGGCAGGCAGACCUACCUUCCCCAGCCUGCACUUUGCCCUGACUCAGUCUAUAAGCUAAUGCUGAGCUGCUGGAGACGGGACACUAAAGACCGUCCCUCCUUCCAGGACAUCCAUCGCCUCCUCCAAGAGUCAGCCAGUGAAGAAUGACCCUUUGCUCCCCACCAGCCUGGUCUCCAUCCCUCCCCAUCCCCAGAGGAGCCCAAUAUGCAAACUGAAGCCACUUCACUUGGACUUAGCAAUAAAACCCGGGCAGCUGGUCUUGUUCUCAUUGUACAGUGAAGCCUCAGAGGAAAACCCCAAGGGCAGCAAGGAAGGACACAGCAUGGGACAACUUGGACUUCCUGCUCACUUGCUGAGCUGAGCCUGGGAGCAACGUGGGCUAUAAUGAGGGUUAUUUAUUGACACUGUGUUCUUGGUGACAGUGAUCAGGACAGAAUGGCUUCUCUUCCCUGGUCAGAGGGGAGGAACAUCAGCUGGACUUUCUCUGUGUGGAAGCUCCCAGCCAAUCUGUUAGGCCUGGAAAACGAAUGCAUGUGGGUAUAUGCCUGCUGGAGCAGGGACUGUGUAGCAGCCACUACCUGCUUGAGGAGGAGUGGGCAUUGCCACUGGCUCACAGCAGGCUGUGCAAUUAUAGGGCAAAACCAAAAACUCUCUGGACAUUUUGGGCUUUGAACAUGUCACAUAGAGGGGCAGGAAGCUCUGUCCCUGCCAGCCAGACCCUGGUUGCACAGAUGGAAGCCUGACAGCACUCCCAGCUCCUUGCUGCCUGCCCAGCACAAGGCGAGCCAAGAGGACAUCCUCUUACUGACCUCUCACCUGCUCCCACCUGUUUGAUGAGGUCAUCAAAAAUACAGCACUCCAGAGCUGCUCAACUGCCCAUGAAAUGCGUUUUGGAUGCCCCACAGGUGCUGCACAGCAGCUGGCAGCAGGAUGUUAGCACCUUUCACCUCCAAGGGGAAAUCUACUGGUCCUCCUCUCCUGCAUCUUCACCUUCCAGGAGAGGAAUGCACAUAGCAGAGCUUUCACUGAUGCCCAAGCCUGCAACAGCUCGUGUGCAUGGAGCAGUGGGCACCCCAUUCCUCCAUGGCUCUGGGCCCAGAGGUCACAGCUCAGCUGAAGCACUGGGGCUGGACUUUGCUGUCCUGAGCAUCCUGCAGCAGUCAGGCACAAGUCCAUGAUCCUGAAUCCGGCAGCUCCAUGAGCAAAUUGGGCAGGUGCCAGAGCCAUGUGCCCUACAGGAGCCCCAGCAGGUUACCUGCCAUGACCCAGAACUGGACCCUCCUGUGAUCAGACAGGAGAAACGUUGUACUUAGAGGGUACAUGAACCCCUCCAUACUUUUGUAUGCAUUAGUUCAGCACCAUCAAUUCAUGCGUGGCACAGUUUCCAGUAUACUAUUGCUAAGGCAUGUAUAUAUUCAGUAGAUGCACCUACAUAUAGGGGCAAACCCGCUGAAGAAACACUUGCUACGUGAA